Messenger RNA from Alligator sinensis (Chinese alligator), 7465 nucleotides. RefSeq names its product septin-11. Gene Ontology annotation, biological process: cytoskeleton-dependent cytokinesis. Lineage: Eukaryota; Metazoa; Chordata; Crocodylia; Alligatoridae. Gene Ontology annotation, cellular component: septin ring; cell division site; microtubule cytoskeleton. The record is from RefSeq and is a predicted model, not a curated record. Gene Ontology annotation, molecular function: GTPase activity; molecular adaptor activity; GTP binding. Bases 39 to 1364 code for a protein of 441 amino acids. The transcript has 11 exons.
UGUCCGAGUGCUAGCCAGUACCAUGUACAACUCUGGCUAUGUUGGGAGAAUCUAUGCUUUCUGUUUUCCUCUGUUUCCCGCUUCAGAAUGAUGACCUUCGAAACCUGUCCCUGUCUGGUCAUGUUGGCUUCGACAGUCUUCCAGAUCAGCUGGUCAACAAGUCAACGUCACAAGGCUUUUGCUUCAACAUACUUUGUGUUGGUGAAACUGGCAUUGGCAAGUCGACAUUAAUGGACACUCUGUUUAACACAACGUUUGAAAGUGAGCCAGCCACCCACAAUGAGCCCGGAGUGAGGUUGAAAGCACGAAGUUAUGAACUCCAGGAGAGCAAUGUCCGUCUGAAGCUGACCAUUGUUGACACAGUUGGAUUCGGAGAUCAAAUUAACAAAGAUGACAGCUAUAAACCCAUUGUAGAAUAUAUUGAUGCCCAGUUUGAAGCCUACCUGCAGGAAGAGCUGAAGAUCAAGCGUUCCCUGUUCAACUACCAUGACACGAGGAUUCAUGCUUGCUUGUACUUCAUUGCACCAACAGGACAUUCACUGAAGUCUCUAGACCUGGUCACCAUGAAGAAGCUUGACAGUAAGGUGAACAUUAUUCCUAUAAUAGCCAAAGCUGAUACAAUUGCAAAAAACGAAUUGCAUAAAUUCAAGAGUAAAAUCAUGAGUGAACUUGUCAGUAAUGGAGUUCAAAUCUAUCAGUUCCCAACAGAUGAAGAAACUGUGGCGGAGAUAAAUGCUACAAUGAGUGUCCACCUUCCAUUUGCAGUUGUUGGCAGCACUGAAGAAGUGAAAAUUGGCAACAAGAUGGCAAAGGCCAGGCAGUAUCCUUGGGGUGUUGUGCAGGUUGAAAAUGAAAACCACUGUGACUUUGUGAAGCUGCGGGAGAUGCUGAUCCGUGUGAACAUGGAGGACUUGAGAGAGCAGACGCACACACGGCACUAUGAACUCUACAGGCGCUGCAAGCUAGAAGAAAUGGGAUUCAAAGAUACUGACCCAGAUAGCAAACCAUUUAGUCUUCAAGAGACCUAUGAAGCGAAGAGGAAUGAAUUCCUGGGUGAGCUCCAGAAGAAGGAAGAAGAAAUGAGACAGAUGUUUGUCAUGAGAGUGAAGGAAAAAGAAGCAGAGCUGAAAGAAGCAGAAAAAGAUCUCCAUGAGAAGUUUGACCUUCUAAAGCGGACACACCAAGAAGAGAAAAAAAAGGUAGAAGACAAAAAGAAGGAGCUUGAGGAGGAGCUGAGCAACUUCCAAAAGAAGAAGGCUGCAGCUCAGCUACUACAGUCACAGGCCCAGCAGGCAGGUUCCCAACAAACCAAGAAAGACAAAGACAAGAAAAAUGUGAGAUGUGCAGUGGAGCCAAAGAAGUGACAUGGAUGGUCUACAUAGCCUGGCAGAAAUGGGAGUUAAUGCAAGCUUCACAUAAAGCCUGGCAAGCCAAGGAUGUUCCUGCAUUCACUUGCUUUUGCAGUAAUGUGUCUCAGCCAUCUUUUAAAAAAAACAAAACACAAAUAACUAUUAACUCAUUUAGUAUUGUAGUGGGAAGGUAAAACAAUUAUUACUGGGAAAUUGGGGGGUGGGGAGGGUUGGGGUGCGGGGUUGGAAAUCUAAUGAUGCCAUUUACCUUUCUGGUAAGAAACAGCAGCUGUCAUUCAGACCUGGCAUUCGGAUUUGAAUUGAGAGCAAGUACUGUUCAUUGUAAGCUUGAUUUAGUGCCUGGUAACAUUCCUUGGGCUCCAGUAGACAUGGAGUCAGGCUACUGUUACUAUUUGCACACCCAACUCUCAAAGAGCCAGAUUGCUGUUCCAUGACUCUCCCUGAAUAGUACCUUACGCCCGGGCACAGUCCCAUGGAAAUCUGUGGGAUCAGCUAUGGCGUAAGUUACUGUUCAUUGUCAGUGCACUGCUGUCUGGUCAAAGUCUUUUUCUCUGCUUGUAUUGCUCAACCCAGAAGCCUCACUCAAACUCUCAUCCUUUGACAGCUAACCUAUAGUUAGCUUUGACAGCUAACUGUUUUCUGUGUUUAGUUAACAGAGAUACAGCUGACCUUGCAUGAUUUUACACUUGCAUGGAUUUUUUUUCUUACUGGAUAAUGUAACUGUGGCUUGGAUGUAUUUGGUAGCCGUGUUUGUCUGAGACAAAAAGAAAUGCAAAAAGUCAGAACUCUUGGUUCAGAGAUGAUAAAUUUUAUAAGACCAACUAAGAAAUCACCAAAAAUUUAUCUUUUUCUGCAAGAAGAAGAGCUAAGAAAAAGUCUUUUGUUUGUUGUUGUUGCAAUUUCUUUGUUGGUGUAAUAAAAGGUAUCGUCUCUGAACCAAUAGUUUUUUAUUUUUGCCUAACUGUGGCUUGGCUUUUUGUUAUGUGCCAAACAGGUUAAAUCUCUCUUACAAUAACUCUUCUUAAAUGUUGUGGCUAAUUGGUAACGGCUGAAGUCUGCAUCAAAUGGAGCCACAAUUUCCAGUAGAUAGAGAUUUUCUUCCACUUUUCCUGCUUUGAAAUAAAAAAAGGUUCCCAUCAAAACUAAUCAUAUAACAGUAACCUUUGAGGCCUAUCCUGAAAAGCAAAUAAGUGUUCCAAAAUGUGAUCCCCAUUAUACACAGUGGAAAGAUUAACUGAUUCCUUUAAAUCCCCAUCCAGCAGACACACAUAUGGAUGUACCUGUUCAUGCAAUGUAAUGCCAAGGACUUUCAGGAAAAUAGUCACCUGAAGAAAUUUAUGCAUUGAAUUAUAUGGCUGCAAGGUCAGGCUACUCCCUACUAAUCUAUAUUGAGUGUAGAAAAUCCCAUCUUCUGAUGCCAAGUACAGGGUGAUUUAACACUUGUUAACUUCAGUCACUCUGGGCUUCCAAGAACACCGCAGUUAGCUCCCUUUACAGCUACUUUGACCAAGGCAUAAAAAUGUAAUAUGAAAAUACCACUUAGCUUUGUGAGGGCUAAGAAAUAGGAUGUAAACAGCAGUUUGCCAAAAGAACAGUGAACAGCUCAGUUAACUGCCAAAGCCACCGUAGCAUGCUAACCUCUCCAAAAUGGAAGAGAAGGUGGAGAAAAUGGCUAGAAUGGGUUCUCUUCUUUUUCCUGUUGAGUGGCAUGCAAUUAUCUUGCAUAUAUAUCUUGGGCAUGCAAACAAAAUCUGAGCCUCUCUUCAUGGUCAGCUUGUUAUGAACGUUGACUUGCCUGUUUUAAUUCUGUAUUUUCUCUGCCAUUCCUUUCUGGACAGAGUCUUUUCCUUUCUGAUACAUUCCAAGAAGUGGAGACCCAUGUUUACCUUAUGACUUCCUGGAUUUCUUUCUCUGCUGCUGAUGUACUACCAGCUUCCCCACUGCUCCUAGCUAGGUAGUCUCCUGUUUCUUUCUUUGAAAGCACUCUUGAAAUUAACCCUCUUCACCUCAUACACGCCUAACUGCUUGAUUCUACUCAGACACCAGGAUGGAAUUUUUUUCCUUUUAUUAAUGUAGAUUUAUUUUUACUCCCCCACUUUCACUGCUUAAACAUGGCUCUUGGACAAAGGAAGGGUAGGUGGACAGAUGGCAAAAUUUAAGCAGAGGUAAAAGCAGGAAAGAAACCAUUUCAGAAUUCAGGCUGACUGUAUGCGAGCGUCUUAAUCUGUGAAAAGACCAGCAGUUACAGUAGUCAGGUAAAAUAGUACCAAACGUCAGCUUACUACUGAGCCUAACCUUAUUGACUCUUCGGGAAUUGACUCCCUGCAACCAAUUUCCUAAUCAUAGGCAGCAUGUGAUCACCAGGGAUCCGGGUUUUUCGUUUCCCAGAGAAAAACAGAAAACCACGGAUUCCUCCCCUUUAUUGGAGAAAAAACAGAUUUUUCCUUUUGGCAGAGAUACUCACGGAUUUCCCACUCUUGCAAAGAGCUCUGCAGGCAAGCACAGGUCCAGCCUGCAAGAGCUGUUCGCAAAAAGGGUGGCGAACCCCCAACCCUGUCCAGAGGGAGAGGGGGAAAGGGUGGGGCCUGAGGCUGUGUCAGCCAAGCCUUGGCUCGGGAUCACUUUUCCUUCCUGGAGCCUGUGAGGUAAGUGGGGCUUGCAGGGGGCUGGGGGGUUACAGGUCACAAAUGGGGAUUCAUGAUAGAACAGCCACAGUUGGACCCACAUCUUGGUGCAUGGGGGGAGCUGCUGCCGGGAGGGAGCGAGUGGGAGGUAGGCAGGGAGUGAGGGGCACCGGCAGGGCUGGGGUAGGGGCUGUAGCUUGGGAGUGAGGGGCAAUGACAUAUCAGGGCUGCUCAGCACCACAAAGCAGUGUGGGGGGGGGGCAACCACAGCUGGACCCGCAUCCUGGGAAGUCAGGGGGCAGCAAAAGUUCUGAUUUUCCACGAUGAAAAACCCAAAAUCAGACACUAAAAUGUAUAGGUAUUUAGAACAUAUUUUAUUAUAAUGAUUGACGUACUAGUAGGCUUCCAAAUUGCUUUAAAACUGUAUAUAUAGCCAUAAAACAUUGUGUUAAACUGAUACCCAUAUACAUAGCAGCCGUACAAUUUAAUCAUGGAUUUUGGGGGUUUAAUCGGAGAAUUUGCGAUUUUUUUUUUUUUUAAUUUUUUUUUUUAUAAGGGAAAACCAGGAUCCCUGGUGAUCACACAAAGUGCUCAGCUCUGAAGCUUGACUGCUUGUGUAGUGUGUUUGCAUCAAUCAUGUCUAUGUGUUUAAAUAGCAGAUGGGUUUCUGUGCCAAGUCAGACAUUUUUUAACUGUUUUUCCUGCUUAGCCCCUUUCCAGGGUUGCUUGGCUGAGAUCAUCUGAAUUGAGUGACAUGUUUUGGGUUGGUUUCUUUUUCCAGCAGCUCCACCUUCCUCCUCAUUUACCCCCUCCCUGAACAAGAAAUAUAUCGUAUUGCUUUGGAGAAGCUAGAAAUAAAAUUGUAUCUUGUGGACAUAAAAGGUUUAUUUUUUUUGUCAAGUGUGAUGCUAAUUUUUUAAAAAUCCCUGGGCCAUGUUUAGCUUGUUACUGCUGCACUUCCUUCCUUUCUGUAUCUAUGCCUUUUUUCACAGCAGCCCCUGGCUCUGCAUGGAAUAAAUGAUCCCCUCAAAUCUAGUUGGAUGUGCUUUUCACUUCUGCAUGUAAGUAUAGUAGUAAGACUUUCUGCCCACCAUUGAAAUGAACCAAACAGCCGCUGGUGGUGGUUGUUGUUUUAAGCCCUCUUCUUUUGAGUGGCAAAGCUGAAAUUAUUUUAAGUGUUUUGAUUCAACAAUAACCAGACUGUCCUGGGACUUGUAAAAGAGUUAAGUGCCUCAAUCCUGUUGCAUUUCAAAUGUGAUCUUUUUUUCUUUUUGAAAAUAUCAAUUUAUGGCACUAGCUUGGUCUCACUAAUUUCUCAUGACAGUUGUGUAAUCUUAACUCUUCCUUGCAAGAAUCUGCACAAUUGUGAUGUGUGGUAUAAUUAUUUAAACUAAAGUAGCUGGUCACUGCCCAUGCCACAUUUUCCUCAAGCCUUUUUUUUAAAUCUUGAGGCUAUUAAAAAUGAGUGAGAAUGUUGAAUGAAUUUCUGCAAAUUAGUGUUUCUUGGAUGUGGAAAUACCCCCGUAGACAAAAGGCCCAAAUGACACACACACUUGCCUUGAGAAGGGUAGUAUUUGCUUUGAAUUGCACCGCUAAAAUGGCAUUUCAAGGCCAACUAUCAAUGCCACAGGUGGCAGUUUGAUGCCUGACUCCCAGUGACUCAGUCCACUUCCCAAGGAGAGUGAACAGGGUGGAGGCUCAAGAGUUCUCAGCUUUGACCUGUCUGCUCCCAUUAAAACAAACAGUGCAAGUAGCCCAUUAACUUCUGUAACAGAGUGAGGCCAAUGCUGAUUACUCCUGAAUACCUUACUUCUGUGUAAAUUAGGUAAGAAUGAGGUAAAUGAAGUAAAUAAGAACCUGUGCCCUGUCUUAAACUGGGCCUUACUGACACUGGUGAUGGCCAUGGCUAUCAGAGAGUGUAAAGAGAUGAAACUAUUAGGCUGAUCUAAAAGUGAGAGACUUCAGGCAGGUUAGCUGAAUCUUCUGUAGCUGUUUCACCCCCCUGCUAUAUCCUGUGAUGAGUGGAUGCUAAACAACAGUAGUUUAUCAUUGGUUUUAGGGAUAAAUCACUGUGAUUUAGCUUCCCUUACUUCAACUCAGGGUCAUGUAAAGACCAAAUGUUACAACAUACCAUCUAAUACACACUCAGAAGAAGUAAGCCCCUUUCCUCUUGCCCUUCAGCCCAGGUUUGUCUGUCAUGCCAAGAGCUCCAACCAUGCUCGGAGUUUUAAUGAGCAUUUCGUCACUGUGCUAAAGUCUUUGUCUUUCAGCAUAAACUGAGGAGUAAAGGGUGGUUACAUGGGGAGGGGAGAAUAAUAUAGUUGUCCCUUCACUGGGCUCUCCACCCUGGAAGUCUAAGCCAGUGAUUCUCAACCUCCACCCCUUGAAAAAUGUCACCUCUUAAUGUUCACUUGUCUUUUCAACUACAGAAACAUAACAGCAAUUCUUCUGUUGCAAAGAACCCAAUAGGCCAGAAUGGUUUUGAUACUAUGGAUUCCUAUUUGAAUUUUCAGGGCUUAUCUUGUGAGUCAUGUUUGCACACCUACCAGUGCUAACAUUGUGUGACACCCUGUAGGACCCUUGAAUGGAUUGCAGGGCACCCCAGGGUGCUUCAUGGUUGAAAAUCACUGGUCUAAACAAUCAAAGUAGCUGUGCUUUUGAACCCCAGAAUGCCACAUUUAGGCAGCAUAUCCAGAUUUUACCUGGGAACUCCCGCCUCUUCAAUCCUAAAUCUUCCAUCCUUUUGGUACCUUGUACGUUUUUAGCAACGUAUCCUGUUGAGAAGGCUUUUUUGUAUUUGUCUCUUUUUAAGCAAGUCUUAUUUAAUGUCAUCAGUUGGUUUUGUUUUUCAGGUAGCUCUCGUUCUGCUUUUAAACUGUUGUCUUGAGAACUGAAAUGUCUUGUAUGUGUGAUCAUAUGCAAUUUUGUCCACUUGAAUCAUGUUACCAUUUGCUAUUUUCAGACGUUAGAACUCUUUGCUCCUGUCAUCUUUUCUCGAAGGAUCAGGGUUGCAUUACAGUAUGUAGUAUCUACGAUGUUCCAGCCAGUGUGUAAAAGUAUGGGACUAUACGAAUAUGAAGGAUUUUUUUAAUUAACUAAAAAUUAAGCUGUGAACAGCAGUAGAAAUAUUUGUAUUUGUAUACAUUUUUAAUAUCUUGAUUGCCUUAAACUAUAGGUGUAGAACAUUAUUACUGUUGCCUUUCUAUUUGAAAAUAACCUAUGUUUAUAUCUAAAUGACUGUGUAGCUUACAUACAGUGUUAAUGCAGAAAUAUAUAUAUUCAUCUGUUAGAUAUUUGUCACUUUAUUAAUGUAAACAUAUUUCAUUUUGGAAGUACAAACUGAAUAAUAAUCUUAUGGCAUAGCUCAGCUACUACCUGUACUUGACCCAGGCUACAUAUAUGGCUAGUGUCGACACAUGAAGUGGGGAAAGAAAAUAUAUUUUUACCCAAACGUUCUUGUAUUUGCGUGCU